This is a messenger RNA of Daucus carota subsp. sativus, 2654 nucleotides long. RefSeq names its product dihydroceramide fatty acyl 2-hydroxylase FAH2. Gene Ontology annotation, cellular component: membrane; endoplasmic reticulum. Bases 385 to 1098 code for a protein of 237 amino acids. The transcript has 6 exons. Gene Ontology annotation, biological process: fatty acid metabolic process; lipid biosynthetic process. The record is from RefSeq and is a predicted model, not a curated record. Gene Ontology annotation, molecular function: fatty acid 2-hydroxylase activity; iron ion binding. NCBI's taxonomy places the organism in Eukaryota, Viridiplantae, Streptophyta, Magnoliopsida, Apiales, Apiaceae.
CUCUAUCUCUCUCCUCUCUCUCUCUCUCUGCUCUUGUUUGCUUUCAUUUAUCUCUAGAUCUUAAUUGUUUGUAUGAUUGUAUCUCUCUCAACGUACAUAUGUAUGAGUAUCAUAAUGUUCUGUGUUUUUUCUUGAGAAAGUUUGGGGAUUUUGUGUGUUGAAUCUGGGGUUUCAGUGUUUUAUGGAUGUACAUUGUGUGUUUUGUCAAUUAAGGGACUUUAAAUCAUUACUAAUGUGUUAUUUAGUUUGGUAAAGCAUUGUAAUAGAGUUCUAUGCCAAGUAUAUAUUGUUGGGGGAAAAAAAAUCCUUUUGUAGGAGUUUAAUUUACUUAAUUCUUCCUUGAUUCUGAUCAUAGUUGGCAUUAGUUGCACUUCAAGGGCCAAGAUGGUUGCGAAAGACUAUACAGUGGAUUUGAAUAAACCCCUUGUUUUCCAGGUUGGUCAUCUUGGAGAAUCUUAUCAGGAAUGGGUUCACACGCCCAUUGUUACACAGGAAGGCCCUCGUUUUUUUGGGAAUGAUGUUGUGGAGUUCCUCACACGCAAUGACUGGUGGGUGAUUCCUCUCAUUUGGUUUCCAGUUGUAUGCUGGUUUGAAACCAUGUCUUUCCGGAUGGGCCAUGACCUCCCUCAGAUAGCAUUAAUGAUUGUGACUGGCAUUUUUAUAUGGACAUUGAUGGAAUACACUUUACAUCGCUUCCUCUUCCACAUACAUACUAAGAGCUACUGGACGAAUACCCUUCAUUAUCUUCUGCAUGGUUGCCAUCAUAAGCAUCCCCAAGAUGGCCUGCGACUUGUUUUCCCUCCUGCUGCAACAGCUAUUCUCUUGGUGCCGUUAUGGAAUUUGGUGAAACUCGCAGCUACGCCUUCUACCACACCGGGGUUGGUUGGUGGUGGUUUACUCGGGUAUGUACUGUAUGAUAUGACCCAUUAUUACCUGCAUCAUGGACAACCAACAAGCAAGGUACCAAGAUAUCUCAAGAGAUAUCACUUGAACCACCACUUCCGUAUACAGACCAUGGGAUUUGGUAUAACCUCCUCACUUUGGGAUAGAGUAUUCGGAACACUACCAGUAACAAAAGCAGCUGCAAAGAGUAGAUAACUGAAUUCAUGGUUGCAUUCUUACCUAAUAGUGUAACCAAGUAAUAGUGCUUAUGGAAUUCUUUUCUUAUACUCAUAUAAUCUCUUAUUCACUACAUAUAAUGUUCAGUUUGCUGGAAAAAUAGUUUGCAUACUGCAUCAACCUUAAAAUGUAUCAGCAAUAUAUUUAAGAAUUUUCUAUGCAAAUGCAAGGAUAUAAAAAUUUCCCAAGAGAUUAUGUCUAUAUUUCAACUACAUCUAUAUACUAUUAAAAUAUAGUAGUCAAUAAUUUCAGCAAUGAUCUGAAGAACAGGAGCGAGUUCAGCAACAACUUCUGUCUGAUUCCAAGGUUAGCUUCUUUGAUUCCUCAACUGAAAAUUCUUGCAUUGUCUUCAUUCCUUGAACACAAACCAAAGUUGGCAUAUAACUGAAACACAAUCUGAGGAUCAAAGCUGGGAUAUAAGUGCUACACUUUCUGGGGACAGAAUGCUUGCUCUUAUGCUCACACCUGAGCACCUCAGUUUUCUUUGUUUUGGGAUCACAGAUAUACACCGGGCCUAUAGGACAAGCAACCAAAUUGUCACCACCAUUCUCAAAACAAUUGGAAGGCCACAGAGCUUCAAGAGAAUUAUUUAUGGGUCCAAUAGUAUAAAUCUUACUCCAAACACCAUGAUCAAAAGACUCGUUGUCCAGAGAAUAGAUAUCAGCCAUGUUAUCUCGAUACGCCAACCCAACAAAACAAUCCUUGAUAUUGACAAACUUGAAAUCUUUGCCGCGAAUUCUGACCGAAUCCAAAUAUGGCAACAUUGUGAACUCAUUACUUGCAGCCACAAACUUGUAUCCGAAGAUGAAUUUACGCCUACGCCUCAUUCCGGGCAAAAGAAAAUAUGUUAUGCAGCCCCAGUAAGGAAGUCCCUUUACAAUAGUAAUAGGAGGUGUCAUAAAGUUACUAGGUACAAACAACAUGGAAUGAUCAGGGUUAACUGGCACUCCAGUCCAACUACCAUACUUGAAUGAGUAAACAGAAAAUCUUGUGGAGGAUGCAGUAGAAUGAUUGUAACCCACCACCACCAGUUUAUAAUCGUUCUGCACAUGAUCCCAGCUGAAUCCUCCGAGAAGCUGUGCAUCACAAUUCUCCGAAUGCUCAGAUGGAAGGCGAAUUUCCAUAAAUUUCCCCAAAACCGGAUUCCACAAACAGAACACUUUUCCUGUGAGAGAAGCCAUGCAGACUAAUCCGUGAAUAGAACCAAGCAAGAGAUUAUAGGCAGCGGAAACUGCAGGGACCUGAUUUUCACUGGAGUGCGAUAAGAUGAAGAUUCCAGGGCCAAGAGGGUCUUUCUUGGCUAUAAGAAAAUCUCCUUCAUCUUUGUGGGAAUGGGAGUGUAGACGAUGGGAAUUUAUGAAUUCAGGAGUGGAGAAUAGAGUUUUCCAGGAUUUACAAACCAAGCUGAAUCGCGCUAUAUACUUUGCUGGUAGUCGAGUGAGUAUCUCAUUGUGUAUUAUAUGUUGUGGUAGCUCAUGAGUGCUUCUGUUCCUUCGAGUUCUCUUUCUUCUAUGCAUGACGAGGAUUUUGCAGCA